CUGUAUCACAAGUGCAUUAUUUGCCUAGGGUCUGCUAGGGUUAACAGCGGUAGAAUGAAGGUGGUUUUAGGAGUGAUUGUACUGAUAAGUUAUGUGGCUUGUUGGGAUUUGAGGAUUGACCCUCUGGUGCUGAUCAAACAAGGCCUGGUGAGAGGGCAGAGGGCGGAGGAUGGCGACUACACAACAUUUCUGGGCAUUCCCUAUGCUGCCGUGGAUGAAAAUAACCCCUUCGGUCCGGCACAAGCACCACCAGCGUUUGAAGAAGAAAUUUAUAAAGCAUAUGAUGGAUCCAUCAAGUGUCCACAAACACCAUUUUUUGGUUACGUACCCUAUGGCGGUACUGAAAGUCUAGACUGUCUUCGACUUAACAUCUAUGUGCCAAACUAUGCCACUUCGAAGAAUCCUUUACCCGUAUUGGUCUGGAUCCAUGGAGGAGUUUUUGCCUCAGGAUAUGCAGGGGAAUAUAGUGUCGAAAAUCUGGUAAACAAAGGUAUUGUGGUUGUCACAAUCAAUUAUCGGUUAGGCCCAUACGGAUUUAUGUGUCUUGAUGUCCCAUCGGUGCCCGGCAAUCAAGGUCUCAAGGACCAGUAUGCUGCCCUGCAGUGGAUCAGGAACAACAUAGGGUCAUUCGGAGGCAAUCCCUACAACGUCACCAUAUCAGGACAAAGCGCUGGCGCGUGUUCCGUUCUUUUACAUUUAUAUUCAGGCAAAGACAAGUUGUUCCAUAAAGUAAUAGUACAAAGUGGAACCCCACAAAACGAAGGUAUGUUCGUGAAUGGAGACGUAGACGCUGCCAUAAAGUUAGCCAAUCAUUUAGGCUACAAUACUACUGACACUGAACAAGCUUUGGGAUUUCUUGCUAAAACUCCUUACAAUUUAGUAACAGCUGCCACUAUCCAACUUAAUUUACAAUUGAGACCUUGCAAGGAAAGAUCGUUUAGCGGUGUUGACAAUUUUGUAGAUACAGAUCCUUACAGUUUAUCUAACGAAAAGAAAAUCAAAGGAACGCCUAUUUUGAUUGGUCAUACGAGCAUGGAAGAAAUCACAUUGAUGAGCAGUUACUACGAUGAUUAUUUCAAUGAUGAUCCAUUUUACAAUAGGAUUGUCAAAAACUAUAAUUUAAACGAAGAAAAGUCAAAGAAAGUAGCAGACACUAUUAAACAUUACUAUAUUGGUGACCGGGCCAUAUCUAAAGAGCUGAUUUCAGUGUUUGGGGAUUUUGAAUCAGAUUUCAUAUUCAAUCACCCUAUGCAGAGAAUGAUAACUAAUUUGUUGAAUGAGGGUCCAAGUGCCCUGUACCAAUAUUUGUUUAGUUAUGUGGGUGAUUCCGGAGACGCAGGCGCAGGCCACUCAGCAGAGCUCAAUUAUUUAUUCCGAGUGGCAGGACCUACAUUUGCGAUGAAUGAAGAUGAUAAACUCGUUGCAGAUCGACUCACAACUCUGUGGACGAAUUUUGUCAAAUAUGGAAAUCCCACACCAAGCUAUGCGAACACUCUCCCAGUGACGUGGAGCAAGUCAAGCCUCGCCACCCGGCCGUACCUGCUCAUAGACAAAGACUUGAGGAUGGAGAGCAGAGUUUUCAGCGACAGGAUGGCCUUUUGGGAUCUUUUCUACGACAACUACGGCACAUAUAAUAAACUAGCAAGAGAAUGUGUUUUUUAAAAACUCAUGCUGUUUAUUGUUUUCAAUAUUCACUGGCUGUUCAUUCAAAGACAGUUGGAUGAUAGACUUUUUCCUUGUUAUUUUUUUGUUCCUGAAAUAUUUAUAAUAAGCUCGCAAGUAUAAUUUAGUGUUUCAUUAUUGUGUUAUUUACAUUUUAUUAAACCUUUCAUUAAUGUAUUUCUUCUUAACUUUCUAGUGGUUACGCCAUUAAGUUGAAAGGAUUUAAAAACCGUAAGUAGACACAUAAUAUCAUGUGCCUCAAUAAGAUCUAUCAUACUUAUUAAUGUGUGAGUAAACAAUAUAAAACCACGAAAUUGUUGGUAAUCAAAUACAAAAGAAAUGUAUGAAAUCAUGUACAUUUAGUGAAACUGUGACUUACAGGAACGAUGAUUCCAAAGGUUAACUCAAAUUAUAAUAAUAAUAAUACAUUUCUUGAAAAUCGA
Messenger RNA from Ostrinia nubilalis (European corn borer), 2105 nucleotides. Its product is annotated as juvenile hormone esterase-like. The transcript has 3 exons. The record is from RefSeq and is a predicted model, not a curated record. Lineage: Eukaryota; Metazoa; Arthropoda; Insecta; Lepidoptera; Crambidae. Bases 55 to 1662 code for a protein of 535 amino acids.